This is a messenger RNA of Verticillium nonalfalfae, 1560 nucleotides long. RefSeq lists its product as uncharacterized. The coding region runs from base 1 to 1560 and encodes 519 amino acids. NCBI's taxonomy places the organism in Eukaryota, Fungi, Ascomycota, Sordariomycetes, Glomerellales, Plectosphaerellaceae. The record is from RefSeq and is a predicted model, not a curated record. Gene Ontology annotation, molecular function: FAD binding. The transcript is spliced from 6 exons.
AUGGCAUCUAAGAUGAUUCGUUUCCUUAUCGCUGUGGCUGCUGUCGUUCUUCCAGUCAUCGUGGAGGCGCAGCAGGACAUUCCCUACCAAGGCUCACCCGUUGCUACGUGUUGCUCUGCCCUGGCAACUCAGUUCCCCAAUGCGACCUUUGCGCGGGAUGACUCAACCUCCUCUGCCUACUACCUUGAAAAAACAGCGUUCUGGUCUGCUACCGCUUGGCUCAGCCCAUCCUGUGUCUUCCUCCCUAGUAGCACCACCGAGGUGUCGACAGCUGUCUCUCUUUUCAACGAUCAUGACUGCCCCUUCGCCAUCCGCGGCGGCGGACACAGCGCAAAUCGAGGGGCCGCCAACAUCGACAACGGCAUCCUUGUCAGCAUGCGCAACAUCCGAGACGUAGCCUUCUCCGCCGACAACACAACUGUCACUACAGGCAUGGGAAACACCUGGUCCCAGCUCUACGCCAUCAUUGAGCCUCUGGGCUAUAUGGUGGUUGGCGGCCGCUUUGCUACCGUCGGGACUGGCCUAGCUCUGGGUGCUGGCUUCUCUUACUUCAUCAACGAUAAGGGUCUGGCUGUCGACAACGUGGUCGGUCAUCGUGUGGUGCUCGCGAACGGGACCGUCGUCGAGACAAGUAAGCAGGCGUAUGCAGACCUCUUUUGGGCACUCAAGGGUGGCUCCAAUAACUUUGGCGUUGUCACCCACAUUACUCUUGAGACAAUCCCGACAGCUGGCAUAUACGGCGGCAGGGUCACAUAUCCUGAAGACCAGCUGGCAUCUUUACAGAAGCUUACGUACCAGUAUCAGGUCGACACCUCUGUUACCAACAGAGAUGUACAUGUCCUGCCAACCUAUGUCUACGAUGGUGCCUCCAAUACCACCUUUGGCUUUUCGCCCAUUGUCUACACCAAGCCCGCCAGUGCCCUACCACCGUCGCUGCAGCCCUGGCUUGACAUCCCCCAUUCCAAUUCGACCAUCAAAAACAGGUCGUAUUAUGACUUAUCAUCGGAGCUGGUCGCCGGAUUUCCAGAUGGGCUUGUACAAGUCCACUACACCUUUACCGUUUACCCCUCCGAGGCCUAUCUGGCGUACAUACUGGCAAAGUUCUCUGAAUUCUGCUCCAGCUUCGCUCAUAUUCAGGGUUUGGCCGGACUCCACACUGUCAUGCCAAUUCCGCCGCGAGCUAUUAACAAGGCUGGCAAGACCAAUCCCUUGGGUCUGGACAGGGCCAAACCAGGGAAGAGUCUAUCUGUCUUCUAUAUCGGCCUACAGUUUGAUCUUGAGAGUGACGUCGGAAAGGUCUUUCCGGCUUGGGGCGUGUUUAUUCGCACGCUCCAAGCGGAAGCCAAAUUACAGAACGUCCUGUUCCCUUACAUGUACGGAAGCGGCACCGGCUUGGCCCUCAUGCUAACAUACGCAGAUGGCAGCCAGCAGGUAAUUGCGUCGUAUGGCGAUAAAAACGUAGAGCGCUUGCAGACUAUUCAGCGCAAGUACGAUCCGACUCUGGUCUUCCAAAGGCUCGUCACUGGUGGACACAAGGUUCCCCUGUAUCCGUUCUUUUGA